UCCCCGCAGCCGGGUAGCGAUGGAAGUCGGGGGGACAUUUGUGCAGCUAUGGCUUGUUUGCGGAUUGUGGCUGCUGGCCUCAGAGUUAGCGGCGCCUGCCGCCGCACCGUAUCCCGAAAGGACAAGGGCCAGGGUCACAGGAGAAUUCUGGCAUGUGACUGACUUGCAUUUGGAUCCGACCUAUCACUUGUCAGCUGAUCCUACCAAAGUUUGCUUUUCAUCAUUGGGUUUUCCAGCAAAGCAUGCAGGACUUUAUGGAGACUAUGCAUGUGAUUCACCAUAUAAUCUUAUUCACUCUGCUUUUAAAUUCAUGAAAGAUGCCGAAGUUCAACCCUCCUUUGUGAUAUGGACUGGUGAUAGUCCUCCCCAUGUACCAGCUGAGAAACUCUCUACAAAGAUCGUGAUUGACAUCCUCCAUAAUAUGACACAGACUAUUCAGAACCACUUCAAAGAUCUACAAGUUUUUCCUGCUCUGGGAAACCAUGUUUGGCCACAGGAUCAGCUUCCUGUUAAUAUGAGUGAAGUUUAUUGUGCUGCAGCUGACAUGUGGAAACAGUGGUUGACACCCGAAUCACGUAGUACCCUGCAAAAAGGUGGUUUCUACACCCAGGUCCUUAAUGUUAACGCUACUCAGCAUAAGCAGACACUCCGGAUAAUCAGCCUGAAUACAAAUUUGUACUACGGUCCAAAUAAAGCGACAGAGAAAUUGCCAGAUCCUGCAGGGCAGUUUGAGUGGUUCGAAGAAAUAUUGAAGAGAGCUCAGAAAAAUAAAGAGAAGGUUUAUCUCAUAGGACAUGUUCCUCCAGGCUACUUGCCAGAUUGUCUGGGCACCACUGCAGUGAGGGAGAAGGACAAUGAGAGAUUGGUGCAAAUUCUUCGCAAGUACAGCAAUGUCAUUGUUGGUCAGUUUUAUGGCCACACUCACAGGGAUAGUAUAAUGGUCCUUCUGGAUGAUCAAGGCAAUCCAGUUAACUCUUUGUUUGUGGCACCUGCUGUAACUCCUCAUAAAGGAUUUUUGGAGCAAGUAUCCAACAACCCAGGCUUUCGCCUGUAUAAGUACGACAUACAGGAUUACAGCUUGCUGGAUUUCUGGCAGUAUUACUUGAACCUCACUGAAGCAAAUGAGAAGAAAAAGCCUGACUGGAAGUUGGAAUACAGCAUGACAUCCGCCUAUGGCAUAAAAGAUCUGCAACCACAGUGUUUAUUGGACUUAACUGAUCGGUUCAUAAUGGCACAAAGUGAGAAAUUUCAUAUGUAUUACAACCAUUAUUUGGUCAGUUAUGAUCCAAGUAAGAAAUGUGUUGGCCUUUGUAAGAUGAAACAGAUAUGUGCUAUAAGAUAUUUAGAUAGCACUUCAUACACAAACUGCAUUCUAAAGGGACUAAAAUAAGAAUUUUCUAGAAAUUAGAUUGAUAAAGAUUGUAAAAAUGAACAUUUUAUUUUAAAUUUCCUGGCAGGCUAUUACCUUGUUUAUCUUGUACUUUAUUUUGUUGGGUGCAUAUUCUGAUUAAUUUGUAUUGUGGUGGAUGUUCAUGUUAAAAUGUGUUUUUGAGUGAUCUGUUGCUUUUAAUUGUAUGACUGACCUGACAAAUGAAAUUCCUCGUAUGUUGCAAAACAUACUUGGCAAAUAAAGUGUGAUUCUG
This is a messenger RNA of Amblyraja radiata (thorny skate), 1643 nucleotides long. RefSeq names its product sphingomyelin phosphodiesterase acid like 3A (gene smpdl3a). Lineage: Eukaryota; Metazoa; Chordata; Chondrichthyes; Rajiformes; Rajidae. Gene Ontology annotation, molecular function: sphingomyelin phosphodiesterase activity. The record is from RefSeq and is a predicted model, not a curated record. Gene Ontology annotation, biological process: sphingomyelin catabolic process.